CAGUAUUUAUUGAAUAUAUAAAAGAUGAGAAGAUCAAGCACAUGGGCUAUAGGAUAUGGAUUGAAUUUUUUACUCAAAAAAAGCAAAUCAAUGAAGCCACACCUUAUAAAAACCCAUUGAAGAAACUCUCUUCUAAUCCACUUCCCUUUCUCAAAACUAGCAUGAAGAAUCUCUUCCCUCUCUUCCUCUCUACUCUUGCUGUUCACUUCCUCUGCCUCAAACUCACCUCAGCUGCCUGUCACGUGGAUGAUGAAGCGGGUCUCUUGGCUUUCAAAUCGGGUAUUACCCAUGACCCAUCUGCUAUGCUCAGCUCAUGGAAGCCCGGCACUGACUGCUGCACUUGGGCAGGUAUAAAUUGCCGCGUUGAAAAUCGGGUCACGACAAUUUCACUUUCCGGGCAACCCGAAAAACCCAACAGCUUCUUAUCGGGUACUAUCUCACCUUCCCUAGUGAAAGUACAAAAUCUUGAUGGUAUUUACUUUCUGAAUUUGAGAAAUAUUACGGGUAAAUUCCCGGAUCUUAUAUUCGGGUUGCCCAAACUCAAGUUUGUUUACAUAGAAAACAAUAAGCUUUCGGGUCAAAUACCCAAUAACAUAAGAAGGUUAACCCAACUGGAGGUACUGAGUUUGCAAGGGAAUCAAUUCACUGGGUCAAUACCAUCUUCAAUAUCUGAGUUAACUGAGUUGACACAGCUCAAACUCGGUAAGAAUUUUCUCACAGGCACAAUCCCUCUUGGAAUUAGCAAGCUGAAGAGCUUGACCUAUCUGAGUCUUCAACACAACAAACUUUCAGGCUCAAUUCCUGACUUUUUCUCAUCAUUCACUAAUCUCAGAAUUCUUGAACUUUCCCACAACAAAUUUUCUGGGAAAAUCCCAGCUUCAAUAUUAUCACUAGCACAAAAAUUAGCUUACCUUGAGCUGGGCCACAAUGCAUUAUCAGGGAAAAUCCCAGAUUUUCUGGGAUCUUUUACAGCUCUAGACACACUAGACCUAUCAGCAAACAAUUUCACAGGAACUGUGCCAAAAAGUUUUGGGAAUCUCACAAAAAUCUUCAAUCUUGACCUCUCUCACAAUUCUCUUGUAGACCCAUUUCCCACAAUGAAUGUGAAAGGGAUAGAAUCCCUAGAUUUGUCAUAUAAUCAAUUCCAUCUUAAGCAAAUACCCAAUUGGGUCACUUCAUCUCCCAUUAUUUUCUCUCUGAAGCUGGCAAAAUGUGGGAUCAAGAUGAACUUAAAUGACUGGAAACCAAAGGAGACAUAUUUCUAUGACUAUAUUGAUCUGUCUGAGAACGAAAUUUCAGGCAGUCCCAUUUGGAUACUGAACAAGACAGAUGAUUUGGUGGGGUUUUGGGCUUCAGGGAACAAGUUGAAGUUUGAUUUGGCAAGUUUGAGGAUUGUUAAAACAUUGAAGAACUUGGAUUUGUCAAGGAAUUUGAUUUAUGGAAAGAUACCCAAUACAGUUUCUGGGUUGAAAAGUUUGAAUUUGAGUUAUAAUCAUCUAUGUGGAAAGAUUCCAGCAACAAACUUUCCUGUUAGUGCAUUUGUGGGUAAUGAUUGCUUGUGUGGUUCUCCACUAGCUCCUUGCAAGCUGUGAGAAGCCAAUAAAGACUAGGGACAGUUUCCUCUUGACUCUGCCAAUUGGAGAAGCUUAUAGGGAAGGAAAUGGCUGGCUGCCACUAGCUUAUAUUAGAAAAUAAAUAUCUAUAUAUAGAUAUAUUGAGACUCG
Molecule: messenger RNA, 1724 nt
Organism: Manihot esculenta (cassava)
Lineage: Eukaryota; Viridiplantae; Streptophyta; Magnoliopsida; Malpighiales; Euphorbiaceae
Product: DNA damage-repair/toleration protein DRT100
Exons: 1
Coding region: 42-1592 (516 amino acids)
Molecular function (GO): protein binding
Source: RefSeq, a predicted model, not a curated record